Molecule: messenger RNA, 2583 nt
Organism: Entelurus aequoreus (snake pipefish)
Lineage: Eukaryota; Metazoa; Chordata; Actinopteri; Syngnathiformes; Syngnathidae
Product: leucine-rich repeat-containing protein 14B-like
Exons: 3
Coding region: 1-1587 (528 amino acids)
Biological process (GO): positive regulation of cell population proliferation; negative regulation of apoptotic process; negative regulation of DNA-templated transcription
Cellular component (GO): cytoplasm
Source: RefSeq, a predicted model, not a curated record
AUGAAGUCUCUCCGCUUCCUGGCGUCGGAGGCGUUGGUGGUGAGCGUGGUGGAGGCGGAGGCGGAGGUGGAGGAGAGUGUGAGGACAUUGUCGGUGAGUGUGUACCCGCAGGUGUUCAAGGCGUCUUACCUGCACGAGCAGGCGCGCCUGCUGAGGGCUUUGGUGCGCACCUGGCCGCUGGCGGAGCUGCACCUGCAAAGGCUGCUGGGAAAGACGGCCGACUGUCACACCGACCUGACCUCACGCACCUGUCACACCUGCCUGGAGGCCAUCUUCACUGGACUACAGGACUACGUGUUGUCCCCGCCUACCACAUACGGCAAAGUCCUGCGCCUGGUGGACCUGACGGCCCUGAAAGACGUGGAGCACCAGGCGUGCCCGUGCGGGACCACCAUGGGCCGCUGGGCUCGCACCCAGCUGCUGGCCAGGGUGUGCCAGGAGACGGCGGUGGCCAUGCAGGCGUGCGAGGUGUCGGCGUGCGCGUGGGACAUGUCCAUCGAGGUGCGGCUGAACGGCCUGGUGACGGGCCGCAGCUACGAGCAGGUGUCGCAGGCCUUGCUCCUGCACCGCCUCUGCCCCCUCAAGAUGCACUUCCUGGGCUUCCGGGCCGACUCCCUGGCGCCCAGGCAGUUCUUCUACGUCCUGCGACUGGCCCGGCCCGAGCUCUUCACCUCCCUGGAGGUGGUGCACAACGUCCCGCUGGAGGCGGCCCACCUGGAGGUGCUGCUCUCCCGGGUGGAGUUCCCCCGGCUGCGCUCCCUGGCGCUGCCCGCGGGGGCGCUGGAUGUGAGGAGGCUGGGCUCGGAUGAGGACGACCUCCUGGCCACGCUCGGCCGCCUGCUGGCACGACUCACCCGCCUCACCCGUCUCUCGCUGGGCUUCUCCGUGCUCACUGGCCACAUACGCAGACUGCUCAGUCCUCUCUCCACAGCACUGGAAAGUCUGGAGUUGUCCAACUGCUGCCUGAGCCGGGUGGACAUGACCUACCUGUCCAACAGCCUGCACAGUGAGAACCUGGUCCACCUGGACCUGAGCGGUCACCAGGUCACGGCCGCCUUAGCCGCUCCCUUCCACAAGCUGCUGGGCCGCUGCUCGUCCACGCUGGCCACGCUGGUGCUGGAGGAGUGUGGCGUGGAGGACGCCCACGUGGACGCCCUGGUGGGCGCGCUGAGCCGCUGCCGGGCGCUGGAGGAGCUCAAGCUGCUGGGCAACCCUCUGACCUCUUGGGGGCUGCGGGGGAUCUUCUCCGCCUUGUCCGCUGACUUCCCCAAGCUGCGGUACGUGGAGAUCCCGGUGCCCCGCGAGUGCUACCCGGAGGACGCCGCCUACCCGCUGGACGACGCCGUCCUUCUGCGGUACGACCGGGCGCUCUUCGGGGAGGUCCGGGAGCAGCUGCUGGGGGUCCUGGCGGGCGCCGGCAGAGGCAGCGUGGAGGUGUGCACCCCGCUGAUGGGCGUCUAUGACGCAGACCUCAAGGAGACCAGCAACGAGCUGGGGGUGUCCAUGCUCAAGUCCUUCCACGCGGUGGUGGAGAACUUCCUGGACACGGUCACGGAGGUGGACGAGCGGAGGAGCCAGAAGAACUGAACGUGUGACUACUUCUACUACGCCAAUAAACACAACACCACCUUUCCAAAUGUACAUUUUAGUGAGGGUUUCUCUUAAAUACCAGUCAUGCUCACACCACUCUUUCAUUUCUUCAUCCACUCCUCUCUUUCUUUCCUCUCGCGGAUCACCUCGUCCAGGUAUGGCGUCAGGUAGUGCUCGUCCUAAACGGGAGGGACACACCUUUGCUCAGCAAUCAUGACACAAAUAACACUUUUUCAUUCAUGCAGAAAUCACAACCACCAUAAAUUCCCGACUAUGAGCCGCUACUUCCCCCCCCUACGCUUUGAGCCCUGCGGCCUGUAAAACGGUGCGGCUAAUUGAUGGAUUUUUCCUGGCUGACUGCCGUCAUGUUUUGUGCUUCAUAGUGGUCAUGAAACACUGGAAUGGUGUGUUUGUGCCGUGGCGCCAUCUUGUGACUGCAGAAUGAAAACAUACUCCCAGCUUUGAUGCCUUAAACCGGAAGUAAAAGCGUCCAUAGCGUUUCUAUGGAUUCCCCAAGUAAGUUUUACAAUAUAACUAAAACUAAAGCGUCUGUAGGAGUGUUUCCGUGCACAUUUGUACGACCUAUCCUAAUGUAAUCAAGCUAGUGUCGUUAGCAUUAGCUAAUAAGCUAACACGUUUACGAGUGUCUGUGUUAGUAUUAUUAACUUACAUUCUUUUUGUAUUGUUUCGUAAACUCACCAAAACGCCACUGUGGAGUUAUCGAGUGUGUUAAGCGGGUCCAUGAUCAUGACUUCUGUUUUGUCUGAGAGGCCGUUUUACUGCCCUGUCACAGGCACCGUUUGGAAACAAUUGAGGUAUGUGAAUAAACAUUUACAGAAUAACUCCUUUGACAAAGUAGAUAUCAGUGUAGUACAGCACGUGUUUGAUACUGAUAACGAUGACUAGUCGUCAAGAAGGUCAAUAACCGAUAUUUGGAGUCAAUAUGGGAAUGGAAAAGUGUAUCAAUUACAGAUCAAACGAUAUGUUUUAUUC